CAAAUAUGCACUGAAGUCAAUGGAAAGCGUUUUAGCCAUUGUUGCAGACGUCAUGUCCCUUCAUACUGGAGUGAAGAGUCUUUACACACUUGAUGGACAACCUGUUAAAUCUGUGACGGAGUUGAAGUUUGACAGCUGUUACGUUGCUGUUAGUAAGGGGAAGUUUAAACCUGUUCAGUACUUCAGCAAGAAAUGUGACGGGAACAAAUGUAAAGAGAAACUAUUUGUUCAAGCAGUACGUCAUAAAGAAGACAUUAAACCUGUUGUUCAGACCAAAACCGAGGCGACUGGUAAAAAUGAGAGAAAUCCAAAAAUAGAGUAUUUCACCAUCGAUGUUUUCACCAAUGGAGAGCCUCUAAUUCCUUCAGUGACUGUAAAAAUUCCAAAGACGGCUCUGAAGUCGAUGGACAACGUCUGCAGCGUGGUGGGAUCCAUGAUGUGCUCUCAUGCUGGAGUGAAGAGGCUUUACACACUUGAUGGACAGCUUGUGAAAGAUCCACAAGACUUGAAGAAUGAUGGAAAAUAUGUUGCUGUUACCAGGGGAAGGUUUAAACCUGCCGACUACUUCCAGCCAGUCUGAGUGCCCCU
Messenger RNA from Thalassophryne amazonica, 588 nucleotides. RefSeq names its product doublecortin domain-containing protein 2C-like. The transcript is spliced from 6 exons. Gene Ontology annotation, cellular component: microtubule; microtubule organizing center. Lineage: Eukaryota; Metazoa; Chordata; Actinopteri; Batrachoidiformes; Batrachoididae. The coding region runs from base 20 to 580 and encodes 186 amino acids. Gene Ontology annotation, biological process: intracellular signal transduction. The record is from RefSeq and is a predicted model, not a curated record.